Hippocampus comes (tiger tail seahorse) is the source of this 2552-nucleotide messenger RNA. RefSeq names its product occludin. The coding region runs from base 243 to 1871 and encodes 542 amino acids. Gene Ontology annotation, biological process: positive regulation of transcription elongation by RNA polymerase II; snRNA transcription by RNA polymerase II; bicellular tight junction assembly. Gene Ontology annotation, molecular function: cis-regulatory region sequence-specific DNA binding. The record is from RefSeq and is a predicted model, not a curated record. NCBI's taxonomy places the organism in Eukaryota, Metazoa, Chordata, Actinopteri, Syngnathiformes, Syngnathidae. The transcript has 9 exons. Gene Ontology annotation, cellular component: transcription elongation factor complex; membrane; bicellular tight junction.
CCUGCAGGAAAAGUAGCGGCACUCUGCUCCAGACGACUGAGUGAGACGCAUGCAGGGUUCCGACGUGGAGUAAUACUUUUUUUUUUUCUUUCUUCGAAUGACCGUAACUUCAAGAGGUUAUCUGUAAAGAUAGCCCGACAAGAGUGAAUUAUUCUCAUUUUUAGCCACAGCUUUAACUUGGAAGAGUUGUGACUGUAAGCAAGGACGGCCAGGUUUUUUGCCUCCGCCAGUGGUCCUCAGAGAUGUUUGACAAACAGCCCUACGAGAGUCCACCUGUGUACACCCCACCAUCCAACAAUGGGUUUGGAGCACCAGGCAGCUUCCAUGCUCCUCUGAGUGAUUACAACGCUUACCCUCCUCCGCCGGGAUCUUACUACGUUGAGGACAAGCCACAGCACUUCUACAAAUGGUUGUCGCCUCCAGGGAUUGUGAAAGCUAUGAUGGCUUUUGUCAUCGUGAUGUGUUUGGCCAUAUUCUCCUGUGUGGCCUCCACUCUCAUGUGGGACAUGCAGUAUGCAAAUGGAAUGGGACUAGGAAUGGGCUAUGGCUAUGGAUCUGGCUAUGGUGGUGGAUAUGGAGGAGGCAGCUACGGCUCAGGAUACGGUGGCUUCGGCAGUUAUGGAGGCUAUGGCAGCUACCAGGGUUCCUACAUUUCCCCAUACUCAGCCAAAACGGCAAUGAUUGCCAUGGCAGCCAUCAACUUCAUCGGGGCAUUGGCUUUCUUCAUUGCCAGUUUCUCCAAAGCGAGCGCCAUCCGCAGCAGGAAGUACUUUCUGGCCGUCCUGAUUGCCAGUAUCAUCAUGGCUAUCCUACAGGGCAUCAUAAACAUUGUGUAUAUAUUUGGAGUAAACCCCAUGGCCCAGGGAACGUCCAAUGUGAUAUACAACCCCAUGCUCAUGAUGUGUCAGAGCCUCUACCAGACGGGCUAUUCUCAGAUGGGAGGUGUGGGAGGCUUCCCCCUAUACAACCAGUACCUCUACCAUUACUGCUUUGUGGACCCUCAAGAGGGAGUCGCCAUGGUGUGUGGAUUCCUGAUGGUGAUCGCUCUGGCUGUCGCCGCGUUCUAUGCAAGCAAAACUAGAGGGAAGAUCUGGCGUUAUGGAAAGCCCAACAUCUUCUGGGAUGAGCCUCUGAUUGGCGGGAAGGCAACGGAGGGCAGAGAUGUCGAGGAAUGGGUGAACAAUGUGGAGGAAAACCGUAGUGUUCAGGAUGCCCCAACCCUACUGGUGUCCGAGAAGGGAGGUGGUCUGCUCAAUGCUUCAGCGAACAGUGUCAUCUCCUAUCCCCCGGCCAAGCUGGACAGCGGCUCUUUCAACGGGGACACCUACGACAACAAUGAAUACUCCGAGAGGACCCUCUAUCGAGCGUCAGAGGCUUUAUCCCAUGGGAGGACCAGCUCCAGUCCAUCAGAGGAGACUGGCGGGGGCCGUAAACCCUCUGCUAACAGGGCCAAGCGACGCAGACGUAACCCUGACAUGGACGAGUCUCAGUAUGAGACGGAGUACACCACAGGAGCAGAGACAGGCAACGAGCUCGAUACGGACGAGUGGGAGAGCGUGUACCCUGACAUUACAUCUGAUGAACAGCGUCACAACUAUAAGUCCGAGUUUGAUGCUGACCUCAGGGAGUACAAGCGCAUGUGCGCAGACAUGGACGAUAUCAACGAUCAGAUCAACAAACUUAGCAGGCAGUUGGACACACUGGAUGAGAACUCUGUUAACUACCAGGGUGUAGCAGAGGAAUAUAAUCAUCUGAAAGACUUUAAGCGGACACCAGAGUACCAGUCUAAGAAGAAAGAGUGUCGCAGGCUGAGACACAAACUGUUCCACAUCAAGCGCAUGGUGAAAAACUACGACAAGAGCCACUCAUAGACUUACGCCAUCUUGACACCACUCUGCAACCACUCCAAAAUGGUUCACCCAUUCUCUGCUAUGCUUGGACCACAGUUACUGGCUUACUGGAACAGACACUGACACCACAGGGAACAUAUUGGAUGUUGUAUUGAUGUAAUAAUAAUCUACAAUACUAUUUUGCUCUGAUUUUAUGCUAGUCAUUUAUGUGAAGGGAGCAGACAAAUGACGCUUUUCUGGUUGCCUCACAUUAACGAGAUGGAGAACAUGUCACUUUUUAACCUUCAUUAUGGUAAUAAUUCUUCGAACUUGUAAAUUUUUUUAAUUAAACUGGAUGCUGAAUACCAGAAUCAGUGACACCAAAAAAGGGGAUAUUUUGGACCGCUUGUUGGACUGUAAAUAAUCUCAAUACUGUUUAUUCUCCAUGAAUAUUUCUGUGAUGAUUUGUGUGUUUGUGUUCUGCGGGAGUCAAAGGAACAACUGUAAGUACUGCGUCUAUUUCUGAUGUCAUCUUUGAACUGGAAUUGUUUGUUCUCAAAUAAGUUGUUUAUACGCAUUUCUAAAAAGAACAAUGCCUGUGACUAAUAACCUAUGCAAAUAUUUGUAUAAAGUUACUUCAAGGCCAAUGAAAAUGACAUGUUUUUGUACGGAUCAAUGUAAUGCAUAAUGUUACAAUCAAUUCCGGUGUGAUCUGUUGUAAAC